AAAGACCUCAAAGAGCUUUGGGCUUUUAGGCUUAUCGACUUCCUCUACUUCCCACUGAGGGUUCAAAUAUUAAAACCUGAUUUUAACUUUGCCAAAUCCUGUCAAAUUCUUGUUUCUCGCUCUGGGCAGGUGCAGUUAAGGCCUGUACGGUAUUUAUCUCCGAGCAAAUAACAUUCGUGCCUAGACAUUGUAGGACAUAAUCAGCCGCCGAUGAGUAGACAUUACAAUCCUCGGCAGUUAUAAAAAAAAUUUCUAAUCUUCGCCUGGUCGGUAGAUACGGCUUUAACCCAAAAGCAUGUCACGGAAUACCGUUAUUUAAAGACUGGCUUAACUCUUGUCGGCUUAGAAUUAUCCUGCCAGCUAAGCCACAAAUAGCGGUAUAAUCCCUUCAUCAACAUUAAGGGCAACGGUUCUGAUGGUUUCCAAAUCUUGGUCGCGUCCUAUAAAUACUGUGCUCCGCUCAAAGCUCUCUGUCUCGUGAAGAGGAAGGCAUCAUCGUCAGAUACUGACUACACUUUUGCACCACUAUGGAAUUUGCUUGGCCUCCGUUUUCCGUUCCAGCCUGUUUGGGCUGUCCUCAAUGUUUAAUGUCAAGACUCAUGGAAGGACCACCACGAAAGCAGCGUAGAGAACGAACAACUUUCACAAAGUCUCAAUUAGAAGUACUGGAUGAGCUGUUCGCUAAAACAAAAUAUCCAGACAUCUUCAUGAGGGAAGAGGUGGCCUUGAAAAUAAAUCUUCCUGAAAGCAGGGUGCAGGUUUGGUUCAAAAAUAAACGAGCAAAGUGUCGCCAGCAAAACAAGCAGUCUGCAGGAUCCCACACCAAACCAAGUACACUGAAGAGAAAAAUACCCUCACCACCCUUGCAAGAUCCAGCAAAGAGAAACACACCUCCGUCGCCACCAGAUCAAACAGCCAGAAAGUUGUCUCAUAAUACGGCGGUGGAAUCAUGGCCGAAACAAAGCAUGAAUGCAGUGGAGCAGAAUAUGCAAACUAUGUUAAAAAUUCAGAGGAGUGGACUAUAUCCGCCCUCAACUGCAGUCAAUGGUCACAGGGCUGCUUCAUCACAAACUGCGCUGCAGUCGCAGUUUUAUCCGAUCCACAAGCCAGAUUUUCCGCCGUACGUAAAAAACAUACAAAUGGCUAACUGGAUGGCCAUUAAUCAUACUGUACAACCUGGUUAUUUUGCACCUGCAAUGAUAUGAUUUGUAGCCCUUUAUUUCACAUAGAACAAAGUAAAAAAAAUAUUUAUUUACUUAAUUAUUGCAUGGGAACGACCGAACCCCAGUACUUACAACUGUCGAUUUAAAUUCAGUCUAACAUUUGGACGAUAAAUGUCAUUUAGCCCUACCUGCAAAAAAAGCCUGUGUGCAUGUUAUGUUGCUGAGUUGUUAUCCCAUUAAUGGUCUCGUUGCUAUUAAAGAAUAGUUACUAAUAUCUGUAUUCAUUCAUAAUGUGUCAUUACAUGGUUCGUACCUUGAAUUUAGGACUAUGGACUGGAUUAAAGAUUAUUUUGGGUGUAAAAAUGCAAUAUGUUGAAUUCUUCACGAGAGUAAAAAAAUAUUCAUGAGAAUAACGCGAUGAUAAAGGUUUAAAGUUCUCUUUUUAAUGGAGUUGUGUGUUUCUAGGACUGAUAACAGAACAGCAGUUUUAGAGCUGAAAUGAUUGAAAACCAAACACUCCCUACUGAUUUUCCUUGACCAUUUGAAAUUAAAUACCCUACGUACCCAAACAUGACAAGUGGUAAGAGAGAGAUCGCAUGCAUAAUUCUUUAUUGUAUAUUUGCACAGAAUAAUCACCACAUACUCACAAACUGUAUAAUUGUACAAUUAAAAAAUGAGACAAGAUAUAGUGUAUUUCCCGAGUUCUGAUUAGUUGAAAAGGCACAGAAUCUGAACCAUAAGUACUGAAAUAAAGAUAAGUACUGAUAUAAAGAAAGCA
This is a messenger RNA of Stylophora pistillata, 1941 nucleotides long. RefSeq names its product homeobox protein otx5-B. Gene Ontology annotation, biological process: regulation of transcription by RNA polymerase II. Gene Ontology annotation, molecular function: DNA-binding transcription factor activity, RNA polymerase II-specific; RNA polymerase II cis-regulatory region sequence-specific DNA binding. Gene Ontology annotation, cellular component: nucleus. NCBI's taxonomy places the organism in Eukaryota, Metazoa, Cnidaria, Anthozoa, Scleractinia, Pocilloporidae. The record is from RefSeq and is a predicted model, not a curated record.